This is a messenger RNA of Cavia porcellus (domestic guinea pig), 2450 nucleotides long. RefSeq names its product ATP-dependent RNA helicase DDX1. The transcript is spliced from 26 exons. NCBI's taxonomy places the organism in Eukaryota, Metazoa, Chordata, Mammalia, Rodentia, Caviidae. Gene Ontology annotation, biological process: rRNA processing. The record is from RefSeq and is a predicted model, not a curated record. Gene Ontology annotation, cellular component: nucleolus. The coding region runs from base 109 to 2331 and encodes 740 amino acids. Gene Ontology annotation, molecular function: ATP binding; protein binding; RNA binding.
GAAAUCGGAAUCUAGAAGGCCGGGGGGCCGGAAGUGCGCGCUGAACCGCUACGGCACGUCAGGGUGGACAAAAGCAGUGCGCAACGGAGCCCUGCGGACCGUGCAAACAUGGCGGCCUUCUCCGAAAUGGGUGUUAUGCCUGAGAUUGCCCAGGCUGUAGAAGAGAUGGAUUGGCUUCUCCCUACUGAUAUCCAGGCGGAGUCGAUCCCGCUGAUCCUCGGAGGGGGUGAUGUGCUCAUGGCUGCAGAAACAGGAAGUGGGAAAACCGGGGCAUUCAGUAUUCCAGUUAUCCAGAUAGUAUAUGAAACUCUGAAAGACCAACAGGAAGGCAAAAAAGGAAAAACAACGAUUAAAACUGGUGCUUCAGUGCUCAACAAAUGGCAGAUGAACCCGUAUGAUAGAGGCGCUGCUUUUGCAAUUGGGCCGGAUGGGGUUUGUUGUCAAAGCAGAGAAGUAAAGGAGUGGCAUGGAUGCCGAGCUACCAAAGGACUGAUGAAAGGGAAACACUACUAUGAGGUAUCUUGUCACGACCAAGGGCUCUGCAGAGUCGGGUGGUCUACCAUGCAGGCAUCCUUAGACCUUGGUACUGACAAGUUUGGAUUUGGCUUUGGUGGAACAGGAAAGAAAUCCCACAAUAAACAGUUUGAUAAUUAUGGAGAGGAAUUCACUAUGCAUGAUACCAUUGGCUGUUACCUAGAUAUUGAGAAAGGACACGUAAAGUUCUCCAAAAACGGAAAAGACCUGGGGCUGGCCUUUGAAAUCCCCGCACACAUGAAAAACCAGGCCCUCUUUCCUGCCUGUGUUCUGAAGAAUGCUGAGCUGAAAUUUAACUUUGGUGAAGAAGACUUCAAGUUUCCACCCAAAGAUGGAUUUGUUGCUCUUUGCAAGGCCCCAGAGAGUUACAUCGUCAAGUCACAGCACACAGGUAAUGCACAGGUGACACAGACGAAGUUUCUCCCCAACGCUCCAAAGGCACUCAUCGUUGAACCUUCCCGGGAGCUCGCUGAGCAAACUUUGAAUAAUGUCAAGCAGUUUAAGAAAUACGUUGAUAACCCUAAAUUAAGGGAGCUUCUCAUAAUUGGAGGGGUUGCCGCACGGGACCAGCUCUCUGUUUUGGAAAACGGGGUGGAUAUUGUCGUAGGAACUCCGGGAAGGCUGGAUGACUUGGUGUCAACUGGAAAGCUGAACCUGUCUCAAGUCCGGUUCCUGGUCCUGGACGAAGCAGAUGGUCUUCUUUCUCAAGGUUAUUCUGACUUUAUAAGUCGGAUGCACAGCCAGAUUCCUCAGAUUACUUCUGAUGGAAAAAGACUCCAGGUGAUCGUUUGCUCUGCUACCUUGCAUUCUUUCGAUGUGAAGAAGCUGUCUGAGAAGAUAAUGCAUUUUCCCACCUGGGUGGAUUUAAAAGGAGAAGAUUCUGUUCCAGACACCGUGCACCAUGUGGUGGUCCCCGUGAACCCCAAGACCGACAGGCUCUGGGAGCGGCUGGGGAAGAACCACAUCCGGACUGAUGAUGUCCAUGCAAAAGAUAACACGAGACCUGGAGCCAACAGUGCAGAGAUGUGGUCUGAAGCUGUCAAAGUCCUGAAGGGGGAGUACACUGUCCGGGCCAUCAAGGAGCACAAGAUGGAUCAAGCAAUCAUCUUCUGCAGGACCAAGAUCGACUGUGACAACUUGGAGCAGUACUUCAUGCAGCAGGGAGGAGGCCCUGACAAGAAAGGACAUCAGUUCUCCUGUGUUUGUCUUCAUGGUGACAGGAAACCUCACGAGAGGAAGCAGAACUUGGAAAGAUUCAAGAAAGGAGAUGUAAGAUUCUUGAUCUGCACAGAUGUCGCUGCUAGAGGGAUUGAUAUUCAUGGUGUUCCUUACGUUAUAAAUGUGACCCUGCCUGAUGAGAAACAGAACUACGUGCACCGCAUCGGCCGCGUGGGAAGAGCAGAGAGGAUGGGUCUGGCCAUUUCCCUGGUGGCGACAGAAAAAGAAAAGGUCUGGUACCACGUGUGCAGCAGUCGCGGCAAGGGCUGCUACAACACCAGGCUUAAGGAGGACGGUGGCUGUACCAUCUGGUACAACGAGAUGCAGUUGCUCUCAGAGAUAGAAGAGCACCUGAACUGCACCAUUUCCCAGGUGGAGCCCGACAUCAAGGUCCCAGUGGAUGAAUUUGAUGGGAAGGUUACCUACGGCCAGAAGAGGGCUCUUGGCGGUGGAAGCUACAAAGGCCAUGUAGACAUCCUGGCCCCUACUGUCCAGGAGCUGGCCGCCCUGGAGAAGGAGGCCCAGACGUCCUUCCUGCACCUGGGCUACCUCCCCAACCAGCUCUUCCGGACCUUCUGAGGGGCAGUCUGCAUGAACCCCGCCUGCCGUGGCUCCCCUCACAUGCGCCAGGUACUGGCCCAGCCUCGCAGGUCAGGAGCUGCCAGGCGAGUCCAGUGAAUAAAAGAAGCGCAUUGUCA